Messenger RNA from Plasmopara halstedii, 882 nucleotides. RefSeq names its product pre-mrna-splicing factor rbm22-like. Gene Ontology annotation, molecular function: pre-mRNA binding; metal ion binding; U6 snRNA binding. Gene Ontology annotation, cellular component: U2-type catalytic step 2 spliceosome; Prp19 complex; U2-type catalytic step 1 spliceosome. The transcript is spliced from 4 exons. Lineage: Eukaryota; Oomycota; Peronosporomycetes; Peronosporales; Peronosporaceae. The record is from RefSeq and is a predicted model, not a curated record. Bases 1 to 882 code for a protein of 293 amino acids.
AUGGGAGAACGUGGGUUUGCUAUCAAGGCAGAUGCGACCAAGACAGCGUGGGAGUCGGACGAGUUUCCACUACUUUGUGAGAGCUGUUUAGGGGAGAAUCCUUACGUGCGUAUGAUGAAAGAGGCUUAUGGUAGCGCUUGCAAGAUUUGCGCUCGCCCUUUUACAGUCUUUCGCUGGAAACCGGGCAAGCGCGCGCGUUACAAAAAGACAGAAGUGUGCCAGACUUGUGCGCGCAUGAAGAAUGUAUGUCAAUGCUGUGUUUUGGAUCUACAAUAUCAUUUGCCGGUGCAGGUACGCGAUACUGUCAUGGCUAGGGAGGAGGGAGGAGAUCAACUGGCGAUAAACGUUCCCGAAAGCGACGCCAACCGCGAAUGGUUCUCACAGCAGCACAGCCGCAUGUUGGAGCAGGAAGGACUAGUAUCGGCAUAUGGGAAAGCAUCAGGAUCAGCCAACAAUGCACUACUGCGAAUUGCUCGUCGUGAACCGUAUUACAAGCGCAAUCGUGCACACUUGUGCUCAUUCUACGCACGAGGAGAGUGCAAUCGGGGUGACAAGUGUCCAUAUCUGCAUGAGAUGCCACGUGAUAAGGACGAUCCUCUGGCAAGACAGAAUAUCCAAGAUCGUUACUAUGGCAAGAAUGACCCUGUCGCAGUGAAGAUGCUUAAUGGACCGAAGCAACGAGAUGCCGAAGCCACCUCCUCCUCCUUCUGGCAAGAAGCCACCUCUCCCUCCCGGUCCUCCGCCAAUUCCAGCCAAAGUGGCUCAGGAAGAAAAGAUAAAGGGUUGAAUGGCACUCACAGAGUCAGUCAUCAUGUAGUCGAACUCCGUAAAGCAUUAAAGCUUUUCGACAGGCAGCAUCUUGAGCAGCCGAAAUGGCACUAA